Molecule: messenger RNA, 725 nt
Organism: Cucurbita pepo subsp. pepo (vegetable marrow)
Lineage: Eukaryota; Viridiplantae; Streptophyta; Magnoliopsida; Cucurbitales; Cucurbitaceae
Source: RefSeq, a predicted model, not a curated record
UUCCCUUCAUCCUUCAAACACCAAAAUGAAAACCCAUUUUCCAGCAUCGAUUCUAGUGCUUGUUUCUCUUCUAACCCUCUUCCAAUUUGGGUUCUCUUUGGACAUUGUUCAACGCUCCUGUAAACUAGCUGCAAAAAGAGACCCAUACGUUGAUUACAAGCUCUGUGUUAAGAGCCUACGAGCCAACCCCAGUUCAAAAGAUGCAACGUUCAAGGAUUUGGUCCUGAUUUCGAUCGAGCAAUCGAAGGCUAAUGCGACGGCAAUUGGGUCGGAGAUUACGGGGCUCUUAAAGGGCGGUGGGAAAUGGGGGAAGUAUUCGACGAGUUGUUUGGAGAGCUGUUUGGAGGUUUAUUCUGAGGCUGUUUCGGAUUUGAAAUUGGGUUUGGUUGCUGUCAAAAUGGGGGAUUAUGAAACUGCAAAUACAGAGGUGAGUGCCGCCAUGGAUGCACCUUUGACUUGUGAAAAUGGGUAUAAUGAGAAGGAUGGGGAAGUUUCUCCUUUGACAGAGAAGAACGGUGGGUUCUUUCAGCUGACUGCAAUUUCUCUGGCUUUUAUCAGUUUGUGUCAGUGAUGGCCUCUGUUUUUUAAUUUCAAGAACUAAUAUGAAGUUUUCUUUCAAGUAUUUUGGUGUUUGAUAUUAUGUUUUUGUUGCAGAGUAAUGUGAUUUUUGGUGUUUGCUGUAUAAGUACUAAAUUUGCGUGUUUAUAUCCAAGUUUGAGAACGAU